This is a messenger RNA of Sugiyamaella lignohabitans, 279 nucleotides long. It is a transcript of the gene SPT15, whose product is annotated as TATA-binding protein. Bases 1 to 279 code for a protein of 92 amino acids. The transcript has a single exon. Gene Ontology annotation, molecular function: DNA binding; RNA polymerase II general transcription initiation factor activity. The record is from RefSeq and is a predicted model, not a curated record. Gene Ontology annotation, biological process: DNA-templated transcription initiation. Lineage: Eukaryota; Fungi; Ascomycota; Dipodascomycetes; Dipodascales; Trichomonascaceae.
AUGGAGACUCUGGCAGUUCCUACCACCGCAGCACAAGCCAAGGCCUUUGUUUCGCCAACAUCGCUCUCGUUUCCAGGCGCCGUUGAAUCUCUAAAAGUUGAAGAACAGAAGGAUAUCAAUGUUAAAGGGGAGGGACUUGAAGGAGAUGACUCGGCAUCGGGUAUUGUUCCCACACUUCAAAAUAUUGUGGCAACAGUUAACUUGGAUUGUCGAUUGGAUUUGAAGACAAUUGCGUUACAUGCACGAAAUGCUGAGUACAAUCCGAAGGUAGGUGACUGA